Molecule: messenger RNA, 1566 nt
Organism: Penicillium roqueforti
Lineage: Eukaryota; Fungi; Ascomycota; Eurotiomycetes; Eurotiales; Aspergillaceae
Product: translation initiation factor eIF-2B subunit family protein
Exons: 2
Coding region: 1-1566 (521 amino acids)
Molecular function (GO): S-methyl-5-thioribose-1-phosphate isomerase activity; hydrolase activity
Source: RefSeq, a predicted model, not a curated record
AUGAAGUCCUUGAAGCCAAGAUCAGUGGUAUCCUCUUUCAUCUGCUCAAAUGCAGGAGAACCCAAAAUUGCCAUUUUUCGGCGAAGUGAUAAAGUCAGCACAUAUCAGCACCACCUCGCUCCCAUCUCGGGCAGUAUAGAAAGUCCCGAAAGUCCACUAGCAGCAGCAUGGCGGGAGCUGAGAGAGGAGACUACUCUCACCUCACGAGAUAUGGAGCUUUGGCGACAGGGAAAGGCAUUCACAUUCAGUGAUCCCUCUGUCGGUCGACAAUGGACCAUUUUCCCGUUCCUAUACCGACUCAAAGACUGCAGUGAAGGUGGCCGCGGCGAGGCGGGUCUUCAAAUUGACUGGGAGCAUGAAGGCUGGCAGUGGUAUAGUCCCGACGCAAUCCAAGACGAUGACAAGUUUGGUGGCGUACCACAUCUGAAAGAAAGCUUUCGACGAGUCUGGUUCGAAGUUGACAUGAAUGAUGGCGCUAGCAAGGCACUGAUAACUGGCCUGAAACAGCUAAAGGCAGAUCAUCAGAGCGGAUCGCACGAGCUGACCUCGAUUGCGCUGCGGGCCUACCGAGAUGUUAUUGCGCAGAUGCACGAGGAUAUUGACACGCAGUGGUGGGAGAAUGCUCGCAUGGCUGCAUGGCAUCUGUGGAAAAAUGGACGAGAAAGCAUGGGGGCAGCCACCUUGAAUGCAUUUCUCGGAUUGCUGGCCGACAUGGAAGUUAUCAUACAUGAGAAUCUCGACUCCACGGUCAAACGGGAACGCUUGUUGGCUUUGAUCGACCAGCAUUUGGACAAGCGCAAGGAGAUGCCCAUGCGCAUCAAGCACUCCUUUGCGACCUAUCUUGAAUCCAAGUUCUUGUCUACAACACGCUCCAGGCCUACGCCCUCUCUCGUUAUUCUCACCCUCUCGUCGAGCUCUACCAUCCGGGACAGCAUCAUAGAAGCCUUCGCGUCUCUUCCAAUUCCUAAUCUGGAUCUUCGCAUACUGGAAUCUCGUCCGCUUUGCGAGGGUGUCAAUAUGGCAUCUUCCAUCCUCUCUGCCUUCAAAACAAGAUUUCCCUCAUCUUCCGAUCGGCAUCUCAAAUUAACUGUGUACACCGAUGCAUCCGCCGCUCUUGCCAGCAAGGACGUAGAUUUCAUCCUGCUAGGGGCAGAUCGGAUCUCGGAUUCAGGCUCAGUGAGCAAUAAAACUGGAUCUUUGCCAGCUGUUCUGAGUGCCAAGCAUGUCUGUCCUGCCGCCAAAGUCUUGGUUCUCAGUGAGCUGGAGAAAGUGGCCGAGCCUGACGCCGAGAGCAAUCGGAGCCAGGAAGAGAAUGAUCCAAAAGAGCUGGUGGGCUGCUGGGUGGAAUAUGGCAUCAAAGGACUUAAUGCUAUUGCUGAGGGAAUUGAUGCUGAUCGAGAUAACACAAACUACACAGUUGAAGUUAAGAAUAUUUACUUCGAAUGGGUUCCGGCUGAACUCAUAGAAGCGUAUAUCUGUGAAGAGGGGACUUUGGACGCCACUGCUAUUCAAGAGAAGGCUCAACAAGUAAAGCAAAAGGCGGACAGAUACUUUGGUCAACUUUGA